This is a messenger RNA of Dioscorea cayenensis subsp. rotundata (Guinea yam), 1503 nucleotides long. Its product is annotated as receptor protein-tyrosine kinase CEPR2-like. The transcript is spliced from 7 exons. The record is from RefSeq and is a predicted model, not a curated record. Gene Ontology annotation, cellular component: plasma membrane. The coding region runs from base 1 to 1503 and encodes 500 amino acids. Gene Ontology annotation, biological process: protein phosphorylation. Gene Ontology annotation, molecular function: protein kinase activity; protein binding. Lineage: Eukaryota; Viridiplantae; Streptophyta; Magnoliopsida; Dioscoreales; Dioscoreaceae.
AUGGCCCACCUACCAGACUUUUCAUCCUUGAAAAACUUGCAAGUUCUUGAUCUUUCAUCCAAUGCAUUUUCUGGUGGUUUUCCUCCAUGGCUUGGCAACCUGACAGCACUUGUUUAUCUUGGGCUUGCUUCCAAUAAGUUUGAUGAAAGUGAGAUUCCAGAAAUUAUUGGGAAGUUGAAGUAUCUGAAAGUGCUUUUCUUGGCACAAUGUAAUCUUGUUGGACAAAUCCCUGUUUCCAUUUUUGAGCUCACUGAACUUGAAACAUUGGAUUUGUCCCAGAACCAACUCACUGGUGACUUCCCUGUAUCCAUUUCCAAUUUGCUUAAUCUUCAUAAGCUUGAGCUUUACCAGAAUAAACUCACUGGAAUUAUUCAGAAACAUCUCUCUGGUGAGCUACCUGCUGGUUUUGAGAUUUCCAGCAUCUCAUUGGCUUAUCUUUAUACGAAAAACAAGCUUUCUCCGAUUAGUCAGAAUCAAUUCGAGGGAAUGAUACCAAAUAGUCUUUGGGGGCUUCCUUUUGCUGCUAUAAUCGAUGUCGCUGAUAAUGGCUUCUCCGGUCGAAUACCCCGUCAAAUCGGGAACCUCAGUAGUUUGAUAUCUUUGCAUUUGGAACAGAAUGAGUUCUCAGGGCCAAUACCAUCAGAGCUUGGAUACUGCACUAAAUUGGCAGAGAUAAACAUAGCAAGGAAUUUACUGAAUGGUGGAAUUCCGGAAACAUUUUCAUUGUUAAAUUCCCUCAAUUCGCUUAAUGUAUCGCGAAACUUUUUAACCGGAACCAUUCCAGAGAGCUUGCAAACAUUGAAGCUUACCUCAAUUGAUUUUUCAGAUAACAAAUUAUCAGGAAUGGUCCCUCCGGGAUUACUGAUGAUUGCUGGAGAAGAGGCAUUUUCCGGGAAUGCAGAACUAUGUUUUUCAGAAACUUCAGGGAGUUGCAAUACUAGUCACAGACACAAGAGCAAGAUGUCGAAAGCUCUAAUGCUUCUAUUGAUCAUGUUAGCAGCCAUGGUGCUAUUCUCAGUGCUAGUGUUCAGGACUUUCAAAAGUUUCAUGUUUGAAACCCGAAGCAAAGAAAAGGAUCAAGAGAAAAUCACAGAGAAAGAUCAAUUAUUUAAUGGAACACAAAUCUCUACGCCAGAACUAGACAUGCUAAAGAAUAUCAAGCACAAAAACAUACUGAAACUCUAUGCUUGUUUGACGAAAGGAGGGUCGAAUUUCCUCGUAUUCGAGUACAUUCCUAGAGGGAAUUUACAUCAAGCUCUACGGCGAAAAACAAAAACUGGCCAACCAGAGCUGGACUCGAGCAUAAGAGCUUGCAUAUCUCGAGUAAAGCCGCAGCGAAAAGAGCGAUCGUAUAGUUUCGGUGUCGUCCUGCUCGAGAAAAUUCUGGACUCUAGUUUGUCAGAAAAUGCAAUUGAGGACAUGAUCAAGGUGUUGAAGGUUGCCAUGUUAUGCACAACCAAAUUGCCAAGCGGUCUCGGCCUUUUGAUGUUGGUGUGUAGUUAG